Messenger RNA from Trypanosoma theileri, 1002 nucleotides. RefSeq lists its product as uncharacterized. The transcript has a single exon. The record is from RefSeq and is a predicted model, not a curated record. The coding region runs from base 1 to 1002 and encodes 333 amino acids. Lineage: Eukaryota; Euglenozoa; Kinetoplastea; Trypanosomatida; Trypanosomatidae.
AUGGUGCUGCGACGUGUGUUUUAUUUUCUUGUUUUCCUUUUGAACAUUAUCUGUGUGUGUGGGGCGAUUGGUGUUUCUGGUUCACCUCCACCAGCAGCACCUCCUCCUCGUGCUGAUCAAGAUAACAGUGAUUCUCUUACCAAUGUUGGUCAGGAGACUACUACAUUACGCCCAGGUCCUGAAGAACCUGGGCCAGAUAGUAGUGGAUUGGACGCAGGACGUUCUCAUUCUAAGGAUGUCGAACGUCAACAGGAGGAAGGAGCCAGUGGUAGUGCACUUAAAGCAAAGUCAUCCCAACCCAAUGAAUCUGAGGGUGGCCUUCUUCCUGGUGCAAAACCUGCAAUAAAUACCCUAGGUACAGGGGAUUCCCCACAACGGGGUUCCGAUCACAUCAAUGGGCAAAGUGAACAUAAUCAUCAAGGUGGUAGUAGUGGCAGUGGCAGAACAGAGCCAUCAAAGCCAAGUGCAACGGAUCCUGAACAGAAUAGUGAACUUAAGGACAAAUCAAAUAAGAAUCCUGACACCCUCUCACCCGUUCCAUCUCCCAGUAAACCCAGUGAAAUUCCGACCGCUCCAGAUAGUUCCAGUGAACAGCUGCAGGAUACCACACCUACGGGCACACAAGACUCUACACAAAACGAUCACAGUAAUGAUAAAAGUACUGACAGAACAGGAAAUACAUCAAACCAGGAUGGUACAGCACCACAAUCCUCUACUUCCAGCAAUUCAUCCACAGAGAAUGCUGCUGGAUCUGAUAAUGCAAACGCUGAGAAUGGCACUGCAUCUGAAGCGAGUGGAACAACAAGUAACCACGAAGCUGUUGCAGGUAAUACAAAUGCAACCACCACUACUACUACUGCCACCACCACAACAACACUUCCUCCUGAACUCACAAACAACAAGAAGGGUGAUGCAGACAGCAGCAGCAGUAUCAGCAGUUCUGUGUGGGUGCGUGUACCACUACUGAUUGUGGUUACACUGGCCUGUAUUCUUGUGUGCUGA